Molecule: messenger RNA, 1122 nt
Organism: Lindgomyces ingoldianus
Lineage: Eukaryota; Fungi; Ascomycota; Dothideomycetes; Pleosporales; Lindgomycetaceae
Product: putative acetyl xylan esterase
Exons: 4
Coding region: 1-1122 (373 amino acids)
Biological process (GO): carbohydrate metabolic process
Cellular component (GO): extracellular region
Molecular function (GO): cellulose binding; hydrolase activity
Source: RefSeq, a predicted model, not a curated record
AUGGUUCGUCUCAGUAUUCUCUCUGGUCUGGCUUCAGGCCUCUGUGCUUUAGCCAACCCACUCGUCAAGCGUGCAUCGCUGCAGCAGAUCACCAACUCGGGUAUCUCCAACCCUACAAAUGUCGGCUUUUACAUGUAUGUACCGGACAAGCUUGCAUCAAGCCCUGGCAUCAUAGUCGCCAUCCAUUACUGCACGGGGACUGCCCAGGCAUACUACUCCGGAUCCCCGUACGCCACGCUCGCAGAGCAGUACGGAUUCAUCGUAAUCUACCCAAGUAGUCCACAUAGCGGAACUUGCUGGGAUGUCAGCUCUAAGGCAACUCUUACUCAUAAUGGCGGUGGAGACAGCAACGCAAUUGCCAACAUGGUGACGUGGACUAUGUCAAAGUACAAGGCCGACUCCAGCAAAGUUUUCGUCACUGGAAGUUCGUCAGGAGCCAUGAUGACCAAUGUCAUGGCCGCUACAUAUCCGGAUAUUUUCAAGGCUGGUAUUGCCUACUCUGGUGUCCCUGCUGGAUGCUUUGUUUCUUCUAGCGGUGGAGUAGAUGCAUGGAAUAGCACCUGCGCUCAAGGAAACUCCGUUGCCACCCCUCAGGCGUGGGCAAAUGUAGUCACUAACAUGUACGCUGGGUAUACCGGCGCUCGUCCAAAGAUGCAAAUCUACCACGGAACAGCCGAUGCCACACUCUACCCCAACAACUAUAACGAAACCAUUAAAGAGUGGUGUGGUGUCUUUGGCUAUGACUACACAAACCCCACAUCGACGGAAAAGAACACUCCUCUAACCAACUACUACCGAUAUAGUUUUGGACCUCAGCUUCAAGGUAUCUAUGCUGUUGGCGUUGGGCAUACUGUUCCAAUCCAAGGCACUGAGGAUAUGAAAUUCUUUGGCUUCUCAGGCUCUUCUUCAUCCUCCUCAAGCAUUACACCUGCUACCUCCACUCUACUAACGAAGGUCGCGACUAGCGCUGCCUCCACGCCAACUGCCAGCACUGGAGGUUCGACCGGAGGAACUGUGGCUCAUUGGGGACAGUGCGGUGGUGCUGGAUGGACGGGGUCGACGACAUGCGUGGCUGGAUAUACGUGCACGAAGGCGAACGAUUACUACUCGCAAUGCUUGUAA